Medicago truncatula (barrel medic) is the source of this 1104-nucleotide messenger RNA. Its product is annotated as pyridoxal phosphate homeostasis protein. Gene Ontology annotation, cellular component: intracellular anatomical structure. The transcript has 8 exons. NCBI's taxonomy places the organism in Eukaryota, Viridiplantae, Streptophyta, Magnoliopsida, Fabales, Fabaceae. The coding region runs from base 66 to 800 and encodes 244 amino acids. Gene Ontology annotation, molecular function: pyridoxal phosphate binding. The record is from RefSeq and is a predicted model, not a curated record.
UUUCAUCUUCUCCAUUUUAUUUUGUGUUGCUUGUUUAACCACCUCAACACACAAACACACCACCAAUGACAUCUCCAGUGAUGGCGGAAGCUGCUGCCGUUUUAGCUUUCCGAUCAGUAAUGCUCCGUGUCCAACAAGCAGCGGAAAGAUCCGGAACCAAACCCGAUCGAGUUCGGGUUGUUGCAGUUUCCAAAACCAAACCCAUUUCCAUGAUUCGCCAACUCUAUGACGCAGGUCAUAGAGUCUUUGGGGAAAACUACGUCCAAGAAAUCGUUGAGAAAGCUCCUCAGCUUCCACAAGAUAUUCAGUGGCACUUCAUUGGGCAUUUGCAGAGCAAUAAAGCCAAAACACUUCUGAGCGGAGUUCCAAAUUUGGCCAUGGUUGAGGGCGUGGACAAUCAAAAGGUGGCAAAUAACCUUGACCGUAUGGUUUCAAACCUGGGAAGAAAUCGUCUAAGGGUUUUGGUGCAAGUAAAUACCAGUGGAGAAGAAUCCAAAUCUGGUGUUGAUCCUUCCGAUUGUGUUGAUCUUGCAAAACAUGUUAAAUUGAGCUGUCCAAACUUAGAAUUCUCUGGCUUAAUGACAAUAGGAAUGCCAGACUAUACCUCAACUCCGCAGAACUUUUGGACGCUAUCAAAUUGCAGGACUGAAGUUUGCAAGGCACUUGAAAUGGACGAGGAGCAAUGUGAACUGUCAAUGGGAAUGUCUGGCGAUUUUGAGUUAGCGAUCGAAUCAGGUAGUACUAAUGUGAGAGUUGGGUCAACAAUAUUUGGACCAAGAGAGUAUGCAAAAAAACAAUGAUAGCAGAAAGUUGCAAUCUCUCUCUUCCUCUGUCUAAAGUAGACAUGAUUAUAUCAUGGCACAAAUCUUCUGAAUGAAUGCUUGUUCAUGGUACUUGGAAAGAGGGAGAGGGAAGCAAAUAUACUAUAGUAUAUAGUUGCAGCAUGCUCCAUCAUUAUACAGUGACCAUCUGCAAAAAGAAACUUAACAAUUGUACCUAGUGUUUGAAUAUUAUUUAUCUUUAAUGACUAUUUGCAGGGCAAUUUGUGCCGUGAUUAUUCUUAAUAAUCUGGUCUUAAAGUAACUGAUUUUUAAUUUUUUGCCA